AUGGUUUCUGUAUCUAUAGAAUGUCGACACAAUACAUUUGGACCUAGCUGCUUGUUUAACUGUACUGAACGACACUGCAAGGGAGACAAUUCAAGCUGUGAUAUUCAAGAUGGUGCCUGUCAAGAUGGCUGUCAGCCAGGCUGGACGAAUGCAAAUUGCACUGAGAAAUGUGAAGAGAAUUCGUAUGGUCCAGGUUGUGUAUUUAAAUGUAACAAGAGACACUGUCUAAAUAAGGUAGCUAGCUGUAAUCACGUUCACGGGUCGUGUGGAGGAGAGUGUGAGAAUAACUACAACGGAACUGACUGCACAGAGUGUGAUGCUGGACAGUAUGGCCCAGAAUGCAAUUCCUCGUGCAGUGCCAGACACUGUAAAGCUAAUGAUGGAGCAUGUGAUCACGUGAUUGGUUUAUGUAAUGGAACAUGUGAAGCUGGUUGGCAAGGAGACGACUGCACUCUCAGCAUUGCACAAACUGCUGCACCUGAUGAAAACCCAGGACCAGUUAUCGGUGGCGUCCUCGGUACCGCUGUGGUUGUUGUUGUUGUUGUUGUGACUGUCAUCGUCGUUGUAUUUCUGAGGAGAAGGAAACGUGCAAAGGACAACACCAAAGCUGGUGAACCAAUUGUACCAGAGAAUAAAUCAUCUACAAAAGAACGAAAACACCAUGCACCUGACGUCUCUACCUACGUUAAUGUCGAACUAUCCUCAACAACCUCUGCCAAAAGGUUUGAGGUAAACAAAACUUUCGCCAGUGCUGAAGUACCAGUCGUAACCACUGGUGAUGUAGCACUAGUGGUUGAUCAAGGAGAGGCAAAGACAGAAGUCCAACAACCUGACGAAGACGAGGAGGACAUACAGGAUACUAAUACGUACUACAAUGAUGUCCAACCGGCAGCUCCUUCCUUCAGUCUGCCAGAAGAAGGUUUUGAUGUCACAGAACUUGAAGGUAUCAUCGAAAGCAUCAGGAAUCAGCCUGGAGGAUUUCAAGCAGAAUAUAUUAAACUUCCAAGUGGGUUCAGACAUCCGUACAAUGAUUCCCAAAUACCAGAAAACAGGUGCAAAAACAGAUACGCUGGUUACUACCCAUGUGCGUUCAUACGUGUAUUUAUCAAUGAAAAGUUGUGUUAAUAUUUGGUAUUAGC
This is a messenger RNA of Gigantopelta aegis, 1139 nucleotides long. RefSeq lists its product as uncharacterized. The coding region runs from base 1 to 1125 and encodes 374 amino acids. The transcript is spliced from 7 exons. The record is from RefSeq and is a predicted model, not a curated record. NCBI's taxonomy places the organism in Eukaryota, Metazoa, Mollusca, Gastropoda, Neomphalida, Peltospiridae.